ACCUCCCCCCCUCAAAUUCCAUCUCCCUAGACCCUAGUCCCCAGACUCCUCCCAGGACCCAGGUCCAGUCCCCUUGCCUCCUUGAAGAGCAUACGAUCUCAGUCCCUCAUUGUUCCCCCAGUGACCCAGGCUUUCUAACUUACCUGGGGAACUGAUUUCAGACCUCCAGUCUCUUGUUCUUCUCAAAGAUGUAAACUGGAACUUCUUUAUUCCCCACCCCCAGGGACCUUCAUUUUGUACCCCCAACUUUGUAGUCUUGGGACCCAAUGGACCCAAGAUUUUGCCCCUUCCCCAAAUCCUAGAGACCUUGAUCUUGGGUCUCCCAGUACUGAAUCCACUCAGGGCCCCAGUGUCUGGUAUGACAAGCACAUAACAACAGUGCUUACUUGGUGCCGGGCACUCCUCUAAGAACUGCUCCAUGAUGUAUUUACUAUUAUUAUUUCGAUUUUACAGAUAAAGAAACUGUGGCAUAAAGAGAUUAGUAACUUGCCCCAAAUCACAGCUAAUGAGUAAAGCAGUUUCAAUUUGAAUCCAGCCAGCGUAUCUCUAUAGAGUCUGUGCUAUUGUGAUUUCCAGGUGUCCCGAGUACCCACCCAGUCACUGAACUGCCCUUCCCUCACCCCCUCAGGGAGCCCAGAUGACCAGCCAUUCUCCCUUCCUCUAGCUCUGGCCCAAUCAGAUACCCAGACAUCCCAUCGUUCAGUUCCCUUCCCUUGUACUGACCCAGGAUUUCAGUUCUCCAGCUCUUAAUUCCAUAUUCCAGAUAUCUGGUUCCCUGUCCCUCAUUUUUCACCAAGCACCCAACCCUGCCAAGAGACCCAGGUACUUAGUGGUGAUCACCCCCCACCGUAAUUCAGUAACCCAAGAAUUAAAUAACAAUGAUAACAAUAAUAGUUGACAUUAAGUCCCUGGUACUGCACUUCUGUUUAAAACCCUCCACUGGUUUCCAACUGCACUUAGAAUAAAAUCCAAACUCCUCCUCUAGGCUUCAAGGGCCCUCUUUGAUUUCCCUUCCUACCACUCUCUCUCGUUCCCUAUGUUCUGGCCACACUGGCCCUUCUGUCUUCUUCUCAAACAACCUGAACUUGUUCUCAAAGGCCUGUGCACGUCCUCUCCCUGACCCGCAUUCAGAUGACUCCUGUCUGCAAGUCUCAGCUCAGAUGUCACCUCCUCAGAGAGGCCUGGCCAGAUCACCCUUUUAAAGUAGCCUCCCAUCAUUAGCAGUCUAUUUUAUUUCCUUCAAAGCCUUUAUCACUAUCUGAAAUCUAUCUUCUUCACUGAUGUUUUGUCUUUAUCGUCCCUCUCCCUCAACUAGAAGGGAAACUCCAUAAGAGCAGCAGGGCUCCCAUCUGUUUUCUUCAUUAUUAACUCCUGGUUCAUAAUAGAUGUCCAAUGAAUGUUUGAUGAGGAAAGGAAUAAACAUGUUAGGUGUGUUAGUGUACUGGUAUUACCUUAUUCGUUUAGAAUAAGUAUCAGAAUUAUUAUCAGUAUUAGUAUAUUGUCAGUAUUAUGAGUAGUAUUGUACCCACCUCAUAGAUUAGGAAACUGAGGCUCAGAGAGUUGAAAUAAUUGGUCAAGGUCCCCCGGGCAGGAAACAGUAGCCCUGGGUUCUUAACUUCCACCUCCUGCCCCCUUCUGGAGUUCCACACUUCCUCAUUUCCCAUCCCCUGACCCCCACCAUGGUGCCAACGCCACCAGCCCUCACCUCACUCCACGCUGCAGGAAUCUGGCCUCAUCCCUCAGUCUCCCAUCCCUCUGAGGAUUCAUUCCUAAGCCCCAUCAAGGAAAGCAGACAUCAGUCUCAGGACCAGUCCCAGAGCAGAGGCCUGAGAAUCAAAUCCUCCCAUCCCUGAUGCUUGCCCCACCUGAGGGCCCCAGCUCUGUUCCCUUCCUGCCAAGGACGCAUCAUCUCAACCGCAGGAGGGAGCCCCAGAAGAUGCCUGUCUGGGGGCAGUGGGUGGGGGCCCAGAGAAUGAGGAAUCCGAGUGCCUGGGCCCUCCCUCUGGCUGCAGACCUCAGCUGGGUGUGGUGAGGGUGGGUAUAAAAGGGUCAGUAUAUAUUGAGAGGAGCAGAGAAAGAGAAACCAGGAGAGUGAGGAGAGAGAGGAGGAAGGAGGUACAAACAGUGAGGACAGGACCGAGAGAGACGAGAGGCAGAAGGAGAGAGAGAGGGAGAGAGGGAGACGGGGAGAGAAAGAGAGUUCCGGGAUUGGAGGGGAGAAGGAGGGAGAGAGCAAGAGGGGAGAGGGAGGGAGGGAGGGAGAAAGGCGGUGAGAGGCGGGGGCCUCGACAGGGUGGAAGGAGGGAGGAGAAGGGCGGGGCACGGAGGCCCAAGCGAGGGACCAGACUCAACUCUGACUUUUUCCGCCGCGCUCGAAUUCAGACAUGUCCCCCGCCCCUGUGCCAACCUCUUGACGUGAUGGUCUCCUGACGUCCCCACCCAGGCUUCCAGCGCAGCCAUGUCACUCCUCCUGCUGGUGGUCUCUGCCCUUCACAUCCUCAUUCUCAUCCUGCUUUUCGUGGCCACUCUGGACAAGUCCUGGUGGGCCCUCCCCGGGAAGGAGUCCCUGAAUCUCUGGUACGACUGCACAUGGAACAGUGACAACAAAACGUGGGCCUGCAGUAAUGUCAGCGAGAAUGGCUGGCUGAAGGCGGUACAGGUCCUCAUGGUGCUUUCCCUCAUCCUCUGCUGUCUGUCCUUCAUCCUGUUCAUGUUCCAGCUCUACACCAUGCGGCGAGGAGGGCUCUUCUAUGCCACUGGCCUCUGCCAGCUUUGCACCAGCGUGGCGGUGUUUACCGGGGCGCUGAUCUACGCCAUUCAUGCCGAGGAGAUCCUGGCGGAGCGCCCAUCAGGGGGCAGCUUCGGUUACUGCUUCGCCCUGGCCUGGGUGGCCUUCCCCCUCGCCCUGGCCAGCGGCAUCAUCUACAUCCACUUGCGAAAGCGGGAGUGAGGGCCGCGCGUCCCCUCGUCUCCCCAGCCGGCUCCCGGCCCCUCCACCUCACCCCGAAGCCCCCACCCCGCCUCCAGAAAAUAAAACCAUUUAACCGCUCGUU
This is a messenger RNA of Orcinus orca (killer whale), 3053 nucleotides long. RefSeq names its product epithelial membrane protein 3 (gene EMP3). Gene Ontology annotation, cellular component: plasma membrane. The coding region runs from base 2459 to 2950 and encodes 163 amino acids. The record is from RefSeq and is a predicted model, not a curated record. The transcript has 5 exons. Lineage: Eukaryota; Metazoa; Chordata; Mammalia; Artiodactyla; Delphinidae.